Messenger RNA from Emiliania huxleyi CCMP1516, 871 nucleotides. RefSeq lists its product as hypothetical. The record is from RefSeq and is a predicted model, not a curated record. Gene Ontology annotation, cellular component: membrane. The transcript has 5 exons. The coding region runs from base 46 to 822 and encodes 258 amino acids. Lineage: Eukaryota; Haptophyta; Isochrysidales; Noelaerhabdaceae. Gene Ontology annotation, molecular function: ABC-type transporter activity.
CUCGAGCAGGGCCAAGUCCUCUCCAAGUCCUUCUUCUACUUUUGGAUGGUCGCGAUCCCCUCCUCCUUCUCGCUGCUGGCCGUGUACGCGCUCAACCUCGAGUUCGCGCACGUGCGCCGCGAGGUGAAGAAUGGGAUGUACUCGCCGAUGGCAUACGUCUUGGCCACGUCGGCGCUGCAGGUGCCCAUGGUCUUCGCCGUCUGCUUGUGCGGGCUGCUGCCCUCGUACGCACUGCUGGUGGGCCCCUCGUCAUGGGGCUCCUUCCCGCUGGUGUUGCUCGUCUGCACGGCCAACCUGUGGGCCUUCGAGUGCAUCGCGCAGUUCUUCUCCCUCGUGAGCAACCCUCUGCUCGGCAUGCUGCAGUGCCUCUCGGUCUGGAUCUGGUCGCUGCUCUUUUGCGGGCUCACCAUCCAGGGGCGAGACAUCAUCUGGCCGGUGCGGCUGCUGUACUACGCACUCCCUCUCAAGUGGGCUCUCUCGACGGCGAUCUACGAGGUGGCCGUCCACUGCCCGGACUACGAGGGCACGUUCGAGUGCGACGUCGGCGACGACCCGACCUGCCCCAGCCGCGGCUUCAAGUGCGAGAGCACUCCAGAGGACCCGCUCGGCGUCAUCUGCUUCGGUCGCAACGCGACGCAGAUCAUGGCGACGAUGAACCAGCAGUUCCCCGCCUUCUCCACCGAGGACUCCUCCGCCCGCGACCUCUCGGUGCUCCUGCUUAUCGGCUCCGUCUUCAAGAUCGGCUACGUCGUCAUCCUGCACCUCAAGUGCAAGAUGGGGCGGCAGCCAGAGCCGCCGGGCGCCGCCUCAGAGAAGGUGUGAGAUCGCGCGAGGCGUGCGCUAUGUAUUUUAUCGAAGCCGCUUUUUGGAG